Messenger RNA from Pisolithus orientalis, 705 nucleotides. Its product is annotated as glutaredoxin. The record is from RefSeq and is a predicted model, not a curated record. Lineage: Eukaryota; Fungi; Basidiomycota; Agaricomycetes; Boletales; Pisolithaceae. Gene Ontology annotation, molecular function: 2 iron, 2 sulfur cluster binding. Bases 1 to 705 code for a protein of 234 amino acids. The transcript has 4 exons.
AUGGCACCGGCAGACAACAACGUCCACGAGAUAACGUCGACAAAGCAAUUCCAGGACCUUCUCAGUGCUGAUCUCAACCGUGUCUCUCUCAUCAAUUUCUGGGCACCAUGGGCAGAACCAUGCAAGCAGAUGAACAACGUCGUAAUGGGACUAGCCAAGAAAUAUCCCCAGGUCCUGGUGUUGCAGGUACAGGCAGAAGAACAAGAAGACAUUUCCGAAUCUUUUGAUGUCGUAUCCGUACCGACGGUUUUGUUACUCCGAGGACACACCCUCUUGAACAGGAUAGUUGGAGCAGACGCUUCAGAACUCACAAACGCUAUUUCCAGACACCUCUCCGGUACUUCCUCUCUCCCCAAACCAUCAUCUUCCCCCGAUGGAGAGGAAUCGGACGAACAGCUCGUCGCACGCGUCAAACAAAUCAUGAACCAGUCCAAAGUCGUCCUCUUCAUGAAAGGCUCACCCGACGCCCCUCGAUGCGGGUUCUCCAGACAGGCAGUUGCGUUACUGAGUGAUCAAAAGGUUGAGUUCACUCAUUUCGACAUAUUGGGAGACGAGAAGGUCAGACAGCGACUGAAACAACUCAAUGACUGGCCUACCUAUCCUCAAAUCAUCGUCAACGGCGAACUUGUGGGUGGAUUGGACAUCUUGAAGGAAACAGUCGAGACUGGGGAGUUUCAGAAGAUGUUGGAGAGUACCAGUGCGUAA